This is a messenger RNA of Megalobrama amblycephala (Wuchang bream), 1416 nucleotides long. Its product is annotated as SPRY domain-containing SOCS box protein 2. The transcript is spliced from 2 exons. Gene Ontology annotation, molecular function: protein binding. Gene Ontology annotation, cellular component: SCF ubiquitin ligase complex. The record is from RefSeq and is a predicted model, not a curated record. Gene Ontology annotation, biological process: proteasome-mediated ubiquitin-dependent protein catabolic process. The coding region runs from base 439 to 1257 and encodes 272 amino acids. NCBI's taxonomy places the organism in Eukaryota, Metazoa, Chordata, Actinopteri, Cypriniformes, Xenocyprididae.
UUUCCUACAUUUUGAAACGUUCGGUUUUACAACGGGGACAAUCUCAGAAGGAUGAACAAAUAAUGUUUGUGUUCAUCACAUUAAAAAUAACAUUUGAAGUGCUGAAGUGUGUCUAAUUACAGACACGGCGUUUUUAAACGCUCCCAAUAGCUUCGUCUUUAUUGCAAUCAAUAAAACUGGUUUAUUGGCAAAUUAGGUAAAUGUGAUAACUGCAUUAAAAUAUGAACACAACAUUAUAAAGUCAACCAUUGAUGGUUUUGUGUCGAUGUACAGCGAGUACAGAAUGAACAGCUGACAGUUCACCGGAAAUGCCCGAGCUGACUUAACCACAACCAGGAAGUAACCGUGCAUAUAGUCCAUUAUAGUGACCUGAGGGAUGUUUUGUGUCUCUGAACAGGAAGUUGAUCUUUUAUUUUGUGAUUGCUGCGAUCUGAUUGGAUGGGUCUCACACUGUGCUGCUGGCUGCGGGACGGCCAUCUUAAAAAACACCAGAGAUCCACAUCAGCUUUCUGUCCGCUUUCUGUAACCCCGCCCAUUCGGCUCGCUGUGCUUUUAGACACGCCCCCCGUCACCCCUGGAAACCCCCGAUCACAGUGGAGCCCGACGCACCUGUCGCCCAACCUGCAGGUGUGUCGGUCGGGUGGGCGCGUGCGUCGCGGCCGCGUGGAGCAGAGCAGUGAUGCGGUCCGUGGCGCGGUCGGCGCGGUGACGGGGCUUCAUAUAUGGGAGGUGCUGUGGGAGGAGCAACAGAGAGGAAGCCACGCCCUACUGGGGGUGUCCACACACAAAUGCCCCCUGCAGGUCUCGGGAUACACUGCGUUGAUAGGCGGACACUCGUGUUCCUGGGGCUGGGAGCUCUCGACCAAUCAGCUUUGGCAUGAUGGGAAGAGGAAGAGGCGGUACCCCGGGGGCGGAGCCACGGACGUCUUGAGCGUUCCGGAUCGCAUAUUAGUGGUGUUGGACGCAGACGCGGGGACGCUGGGAUACAUGGUGGACAACUGCUAUUUGGGCGUGGCCUUCCAGGACCUCCCCAAAGGGGCGGAGCUUUUCCCCUCAGUGAGCUGCGUUUGGGGAGGAGCUGAAAUUUGCAUACGCUACCUGUGUGGCACGACACGUGACGCUCCCGCUCUACAGGCUCUGAGUCGUUUAUCCGCGCGUCGGGCCCUCGGAUCGGACCGGAGCCGGACUCUGGCGCUCCCGUCGGCUCUACAGCGCCUCCUACUGGACACUGCAGAGGAAGUGCAGCAAGACCUUUGAUCACACGCUUUUCUUUACCACUAAUUUAAGUUUUAUUUUAAUAAUUUAAAUAUUUAUUAAUGUUUAUGUGAAGUUAUUUUGAAUUUUUUGUACUGCAGAUGUGUUUGAGAUGUUGUUUUGCAUAUCAGAAUCAAGAUUAAAUCUUAUAAAGUCAUACAA